Molecule: messenger RNA, 6354 nt
Organism: Sebastes umbrosus (honeycomb rockfish)
Lineage: Eukaryota; Metazoa; Chordata; Actinopteri; Perciformes; Sebastidae
Gene: kdm5a
Product: lysine (K)-specific demethylase 5A
Exons: 28
Coding region: 431-5692 (1753 amino acids)
Biological process (GO): chromatin remodeling
Cellular component (GO): nucleus
Molecular function (GO): DNA binding; histone demethylase activity
Source: RefSeq, a predicted model, not a curated record
AAAGCGUGUUGUUGUUUACAAACGUCUUCUUGUGAUCGACCCUGGAUCAAGUCUUCACUGCAGAGCUGAUUAUUAGUGAAGUGAUCGUGUGUGAGGAGGACUGAUGGCCUCUCGGACUAACCCUGCCCUCCGUCCCAGGUAGGGGAGUGGUGCUGUAGACUCCCUGGCCUGGUCUGGCCUGGCCUGGCUUUACACGGAUGAUGUGAAGACAGUGAUCAAUAGCAGUAUUUAUGCACUUGAUUAUGAUGCGCCAUCGUGGCUGUGAUGAUCAGUCUGUGAAGUGAUUGAGCAGCAUUUGAAGGACCAUCAUGAUGGACACGGAGGAAGUUUCACAAGACGACAAUCACUGGAAAUAAUCAUGAACUGUUGAAGCUCAACUCGCUGCAUUUUGAUCAUUUUUAAAGACUUGUUUCACACCAACAUCACCACCAUGUCUGCGUUUGCUGAGUUCGUCCCUCCUCCUGAGUGUCCGGUGUUUGAGCCCAGCUGGGAGGAUUUCUCGGAUCCUUUAGGAUUCAUCAACAAGAUCCGACCCAUCGCAGAGAAGACGGGCAUCUGCAAGAUCCGACCCCCCGAGGACUGGCAGCCUCCCUUUGCCUGCGAUGUACGCAACUUCCGCUUCACUCCUCGAGUACAGAGACUGAAUGAACUUGAGGCCCUCACUCGGGUUAAGCUCAACUUUCUGGAUCAAAUCGCAAAGUUCUGGGAGCUGCAGGGAUCCAAGACCCGAUUCCCUCAUGUGGAGAGAAAAGUGUUGGACCUCUAUCAGCUCAGCAAGAUUGUGUCCUCAGAGGGCGGUUUUGAGACGGCGUGUAAAGAGAAGAGGUGGUCCAAGGUGGCCAGCCGGAUGGGCUUCCCAGCCGGGAAAGGCACCGGCUCGCUGCUGCGCUCCCACUACGAGAGGAUCCUUUAUCCGUAUGAGCUCUUCCAGUCUGGGGCCACGCUGACCGGCAUCCAGCGGCUGUACGAGGAAGGAGAUGACGGGGAAGAGGUGGACGAGGGAGUCGGCGAGGAGGCAGGGGAGGAAGACGAGCAAGAUGAGGAGGAGGACAAAGACGGGGAGGGUGAUGCAAUGCAGACCAAAGAGCGGCUUCUGCCUGAGAGACGCUCCAGGCGCCUUAAGUCUGAGAGGGAAAACAAGGAGCCAAAAGGCCUGAAGAUCUUUGGUACAAGUCCCAAGAUGGUCGGCUUGGAGAUUGUAUCAGCUGAUGACGGAUUCAACAAGAAGCAGCGUCACCUCAAAGCACAGGCCUUUGCCAUUAAAAUGAGACCGCGCAAGGAGACCCUGCAGGUCAACUUCAUCCCCCAGAUCGACCUCUACCUCUGCCUGGUGUGUGGACGGGGCGACGAGGAGGACCGGCUCCUGCUCUGUGACGGCUGUGACGACAGCUACCACACCUUCUGCCUGAUCCCACCUCUACAGGACGUGCCCAAGGGGGACUGGCGCUGCCCUAAGUGUGUUGCUGAGGAGUGCAGUAAGCCCAGGGAGGCGUUUGGCUUCGAGCAGGCGGUGAGGGAGUACAGUCUCCAGAGCUUCGGAGAAAUGGCUGACCACUUCAAGUCCGACUAUUUCAACAUGCCUGUUCAUAUGGUCCCAACGGAGUUGGUGGAGAAAGAGUUCUGGCGGCUGGUCAGCAGCAUCGAGGAGGACGUCAUCGUGGAGUACGGAGCCGACAUCAGCUCCAAGGACGUGGGCAGCGGGUUUCCUGUCAGGGAUGGUAAAAGGAGGCUGCUGGGAGAUGAAGAGGAGUACGCCAACUCAGGCUGGAACCUGAAUAACAUGCCGGUGCUGGAGCAGUCGGUGCUCACCCACAUCAAUGUGGACAUCUCAGGCAUGAAGGUGCCCUGGCUCUACGUGGGCAUGUGUUUCUCCUCUUUCUGCUGGCACAUCGAGGACCACUGGAGUUACUCCAUCAACUUCCUGCACUGGGGUGAACCCAAGACUUGGUACGGAGUGCCGGCCUCCGCCGCAGAGAAGCUGGAGGCUGUGAUGAAGAAGCUGGCUCCAGAGCUGUUUGACUCCCAACCCGACCUCCUCCACCAACUGGUCACCAUCAUGAAUCCCAACGUCCUCAUGGAGCACGGUGUCCCUGUGUACAGGACCAAUCAGUGUGCAGGGGAGUUUGUGGUGACCUUCCCCCGGGCCUAUCACAGCGGCUUCAACCAGGGCUACAACUUCGCGGAGGCCGUUAACUUCUGCACCGCCGACUGGUUGCCUAUAGGUCGUCAGUCUGUGGCCCAUUACCGACGCCUCCACCGCUACUGCGUCUUCUCCCACGAGGAGCUGCUGUGCAAGAUGGCUGCUGAUCCGGAGAGUCUGGACGUGGAGCUGGCUGCCGCCGUCUUCAAGGAGAUGGGAGAAAUGAUGGAGGAGGAGACCAAACUCCGACAGGCUGUCCAAGAAAAGGGGGUGCUGUCCUCAGAGCAGGAGGUUUUUGAGCUUCUACCCGACGAUGAGCGCCAGUGUCACAAGUGCAAGACGACGUGCUUCCUGUCCGCGCUGACCUGCUCCUGCAGCCCCGACCGACUGGUCUGUCUCAACCACGCAGCAGAUCUCUGCGACUGUCCCCUCGGCAACAAGUGUCUCCGGUAUCGCUAUGAUCUGGAGGAGUUUCCGUCCAUGCUGUAUGGGGUCAAGACGCGGGCUCAGUCUUUUGACACCUGGAUAAAGAGGGUCACAGAGGCCUUGGCUGCCGACCAGAAAAACAAGAAAGAUCUUAUUGAGCUCAAGGUUUUGCUGGAGGACGCAGAGGACAGGAAGUAUCCCGAGAAAGCUUUGUACCGUCGCCUGAGGGAGAUGGUCAAAGAGGCGGAGACGUGCUCCUCCGUAGCUCAGCUGCUGCUCAGCCGCAAACAACGGCACAGCAGCCGUCUGCGCUCUGAGAGCAGUCGUAACCGCACUAAACUGACAGUGGAUGAGCUCAAGGCCUUCGUGGAUCAGCUCUAUAGGCUGCCCUGCAUCAUCAGCCAGGCCCGACAAGUCAAAGAGUUACUGGAGAAUGUGGAGGACUUCCACGAGCGAGCCCAGGUGGCGUUGUCUGACGAGAUGCCCGAUUCCUCCAAGCUGCAGGCGCUGUUGGACCUGGGCAGCGGCCUGGAUGUGGAGCUGCCAGAGCUUCCCCGACUGAAGCAGGAGCUCCAGCAGGCCCGCUGGCUCGACGAGGUGCGUGUCACCCUGGCCGAGCCUCACCGCGUCACCCUGGAGCUGAUGAAGAGGCUGAUAGACUCCGGGGUGGGUCUGGCUCCCCACCACGCCGUGGAGAAGGCCAUGGCCGAGCUCCAAGAGAUCCUCACCGUCUCAGAGAGAUGGGAGGACAAGGCCCGCGCCUGCCUGCAGGCCAGGCCUCGACACAGCAUGGUGACCUUGGAGAGCAUUGUGCUGGAAGCUAGGAACAUCCCAGCAUACCUACCUAAUAUCCUGGCUCUCCGAGAGGCCCUGCUGAAGGCCAAGGACUGGACGUCUAAGGUGGAAGCCAUUCAGAGUGGCGGUAGCUAUGCCUACCUGGAGCAGCUGGAGAGCUUGCUGGCCAGGGGUCGCUCCAUCCCCGUUCGGCUCGAUCCGCUGACCCAGGUGGAGUCUCAGGUGGCCGCAGCUCGAGCCUGGAGGGAGAGGACGGCUCGCACCUUCCUCAAGAAGAACUCCACGUACACACUGCUCCAGGUCCUCAGCCCUCGCGUGGACAUCGGCGUCUACGGCAACAGCAAGAGCAAGAGGAAACGCGUCAAGGAGCUCAUGGAGAAGGAGAGAGGAGGCUUCGACCCCGACGCCCUGAGCGACCUGGAUGAGAGCCUCGAAGAGGUGCGAGACCCGUCCACUGUCGUAGCGGCCUUCAAAUCCAAAGAGCAGAAAGAAGUGGAGUCCAUCCACUCGCUCCGCGCCGCCAACCUAGCCAAGAUGGCCAUGGCCGACCGCAUCGAGGAGGUAAAGUUCUGCCUGUGUCGAAAGACGGCCAGCGGCUUCAUGCUGCAGUGCGAGCUUUGCAAGGACUGGUUCCACGGAGCGUGCGUGCCUCUGCCUAAGACGGGAUCUCAGAAGAAGGCGGGCGUCGGUUGGCAGAGCAACAGCAAAGACUCCAAAUUCCUGUGUCCGCUGUGUCAGCGGUCGAGGAGGCCAAGGUUAGAGACCAUCCUGUCGCUGCUGGUGUCGCUGCAGAAGCUGCCGGUGCGUCUUCCAGAAGGAGAAGCCCUGCAGUGUUUGACAGAGAGGGCAAUGAGCUGGCAGGACCGAGCGCGUCAAUCCCUUGCCACGGAGGAGCUGUCCUCAGCUCUGGCAAAGCUGUCUGUGCUGAGCCAGCGGAUGGUGGAGCAGGCUGCCAGGGAGAAAACAGAGAAGAUCAUCAAUGCAGAGCUGCAGAAGGCUGCUGCCAACCCAGACUUGCAGGGCCACAUCCAGACGUUUCAGCAGUCGGGUUUCAGCAGAGCCGCGUCACCUCGCCAGUCCGUGGACUACGACGACGAGGAGACGGACUCGGACGAGGACAUCAGGGAGACGUACGGCUACGACAUGAAGGACCCCGGCGAGGUGAAGCCCUACCUGUUCUGCGACGAGGAGAUUCCCGUUAAGUCCGAGGAGGUGGUCAGUCACAUGUGGCCGGUCGUCACGCCCUCCUUCUGCGCCGAACACGCCUACUCCUCAGCCUCCAAGUCCUGUGUGCAGAACAUGGGCACGCCUAGGAAGCAGCCCAGGAAGACCCCUCUGAUACCUCGCAGCCUGGAGCCGCCGGUGCUCGAGCUGUCCCAGCAGGCCAAGGCCCAGCUGGAGGAGCUGAUGAUGCUGGGAGACCUGCUGGAGGUGUCCCUGGAUGAGACCCAGCACAUCUGGAGGAUCCUGCAGGCCACGCACCCCCCCUCUGAGGAGAGAUUCCUGCAGGUCUUGGAGCCUGACGACUCUCUGAUGGAGAAGCCUCUGAAGCUCAAGCUCAAAGACUCGGAGAAGAAGAGGAAACGGAAGUUGGAAAGAGCCGAGCACCACCACAUGCUGAUGGCUGCAGCCGCCGCCGCCGGCGGGGCUUCGGUGAUGGGCGAAAUGCGACCGGCCAAGUCCAAAGACCUGAAAAGGGUGGGCCUGGAGCUGGGUCUCGGGGGCAAACCCAAGAAGAAGAAGCUCAAGCUCAGCCUGGACAAGAACCGGGAGAUGAAGCAGCUGGCCAAGCGGUUAGCCAAGGAGGAGAAGGAGAGGAAGAGGAAGGAGAAGGCGGCGGCGAAGGCCGAGGCCGUCAGGGAAGGGCUGGAGAAGAGGAAGGAGAAGAAGAUUCUGGACAUUCCCUCCAAGUACGACUGGUCUGGGGCCGAGGACUCCAACGACGAGAACGCCGUGUGUGCAUCCAAGACUUGCCAGAGACCCUGUAAAGACAAGGUGGAUUGGGUGCAGUGCGACGGCGGCUGCGACGAGUGGUUCCACCAGGUGUGCGUGGGCGUGUCGUGCGAGAUGGCCGAGAACGAAGACUACAUCUGUGUGGACUGCUCCCGGAAGGCCGCCGGGGGAGGCGGAGGGAUGACCGUGGAGGAAGUGGUGGUGGCGGCGGAGGAGAGCGUCGUGGUGUUGUCGACGUCGAUGUGCAGCGUGCAGAGCCUCCCGUUGUCACCGUCGUCUGUCGCGGCGUCCUGGUCUCACACGCUCCCCUCCGUCUCUCAUCUAAACCCAGCAACUUCACAUCCGCAGCAGCAGCAAGAGCCUCAGCAGGGCAGUUAGCGCUUAAAACAAAAAGACUUGAAUACUGUACCUCACAACAAGGAGCAUAACACAAAAACCUAGCAUCCAGGCUAGUGUUUGAACCUCUCGACCUGUAAGACUGCACAGCAUAUGAGGAAAAAGAACUUUACGAAUGAGUCGGGACAAACCAGAUAUGUUUCUGUAACUGCCUGGAUCAUAGAGCACAAGACAGAAGAGUCCUACCGUCACCGUAUGGCUUCAGCAACGACAUGCCCUCUCUCUCCGAGCGCUUAAGAUGUGUUGAAAAGGUUGUUAGUACACACACACACAACAUUUUAGUCCUCGUCUAGAAACAUCCACCAGCUACUUCCCGGUCCUCUCCUGAACAAUAACACCUCAUUGGUACGCUCACUUCCAGUCAAACCCUCCACUUACUCCAGCUGUUGUAUUCAGUGCAAACAGGCGAAUUAAACCAAUGUGUCCCCCCAGUCGUGUUUCACCGGACAUCCUGAACCCCCUCUGCCCUCCGUCAGACAGUAACAUCUCAAUAUGUAGGACUCCAGACUAGGAAACACAAAUGGUUGUAAUGUAGUGGAAUUAUUUAUAAUGUACAUACUUUUAAGCAAUUAAACAAAAUGGAUUGUGGCUUUUUUUUUGUUUUGUUUUCUCACCUUUAAUAAACUAUUCCUAGUCAAAUGAUU